CCCGGAAGUUGUUUCUUCGCCGCGAAGUAUCAACUGCUCAACUUCAAAGCGGUAGAAAUGUUAUUGGAAAUGUCUUUCAGAAUUUAAAAGUGUCUCUACUGGACUAAGUGUGAUAGCUGAGAGGAUAGCAAGGUUGGUGAUAUGCGUGUAGUGUGCGGUGGCUGGAAUGCAGCGGACUAAAGCGGCAGUGAGUGUGGAGGUGAAGCAGGUGAUUGGAGCUUUGUGCAGACUGCUGGCGGCCCUCGGCGUGGAAGCUGUGCCCGCACCGGAGACCUUCAGGCGGGCUAAAUUCGGUGGUGGUCUCGAGGUGGAGGAUCAGUUUUGGCAGCUGCUCACCAACAUCCUUCAGGCAGCUGGUGUUGUUUCCUGUGAAGCUGGUGCACAGCCAGUAACGUUAGAGCACAGGAAACUGGUGGUUGCAGGCCUCUGGCAGACUGGCUACCAUGCUGACUGGAUGUAUGGGAGGGAGGAAGGAGAAGGAGGGAGAUUUUCCAGCAGACACCUCCUCCUGGCGCUGGGCUGGCUGCUCGCUACAGGAACACUGGAGAAACUUCUGACACAGCAAGUACAGCAACUGGACAAAACACUACUCACACCUACACCUGACCCUCAGUUUUCCAAUGAGUUCCAGUUAGACUCGGGAUCUCUGAGGAAACUUCAGUGGCUCAUUGGCUGUCUGAGAUACCAGGGGCGGACCCUGCAGUCUAUGCAAGAAGAGCGGGCUCGUUUGCUCCAUGCUGUUUUUUUUGCCAGCCUCCCCUCCUCUGUGUCUUCUGAUCAAACAUCAACAGUGCUAAGGGAGGACUGUGUUCGUACGCGGCAUCUCUGUGACAUCCUAGAAGGAUAUCUGAACUGGAAACAGGUGGAGAAAGUCUUCUGGACCUGGAUGGACAGUGUGGUGGACUGCCAUCUGACUGAUCCUGUUGUCGAGGAGCCUACACAUGCACCCAAUGGCAGCGGAAGAGUGUGUCACCACGGAAACCGGGGGCUAGAGAAAUUGGAGGACAUGUUAUUGAGACUGCCCACAGGACAGCAGAAAGGACAGAGCAGAGGCAACAGCGAUGCAGAGGAUAGAGGAAGAAGAGUAAAGAAGUUGCAGGGUGGAUCGGACACCUCCUCCCUCCCUCCUCUUCUCUCCUCUCUCCCCUCCAUGCCCUCCCUCACCCAGGUCUACCGAGCCAGGCUCCUGACUGAGAGGCCAGUCAGAAACAUCAGCGACCCAGCAGGGGGCCACCACAGCGGGGCCGAGGCUCCAGGUGAGCUCCCAGCAUCUCAGGCUGAGCAGCUGCUUCUUCAAACAGAGGCUCUUCUGCUGGAGAGGAGGGACAGGCAGAGGCUGGCCAGUAGGAUGCAGCUGCAGGAGAUGGUUGGCAAACUGGACCAACUGGUGUUGAUACCACCAUAGAUUUUUUUUUAUCCUCAGUCAGCAUGGGAUGAGUGUGAUGGAAAAGAAAUCAACAAAAUAUCAGUUUUCAUUUUUUAAUUUGCCAAAAAUUCACUUGACAUUUGGAUGGAAACCAGCUAUUUUCUUGCAGUUUUCAAAGAAAUCAUCUUUCAACAACUUCAGUUUGUUGUAGCUGAAAAUGAUAAUUACGUUUAUAUGUCAUUUUGUAAUGUUACUAACUUAAAAAACAGAUGAGACAAUAGACACCUGAUAAAUCUGAAAACCUAAACAUAAAGCAAAUAAAUAAUUCCUAAUAAUAUGUA
This is a messenger RNA of Micropterus salmoides (largemouth bass), 1707 nucleotides long. It is a transcript of the gene tedc1, whose product is annotated as tubulin epsilon and delta complex 1. The transcript is spliced from 8 exons. The record is from RefSeq and is a predicted model, not a curated record. NCBI's taxonomy places the organism in Eukaryota, Metazoa, Chordata, Actinopteri, Centrarchiformes, Centrarchidae. Bases 167 to 1405 code for a protein of 412 amino acids.